This is a messenger RNA of Drosophila busckii, 1202 nucleotides long. It is a transcript of the gene Cdc42, whose product is annotated as cdc42 homolog. Lineage: Eukaryota; Metazoa; Arthropoda; Insecta; Diptera; Drosophilidae. The record is from RefSeq and is a predicted model, not a curated record. Gene Ontology annotation, molecular function: GTPase activity; GTP binding. Gene Ontology annotation, biological process: small GTPase-mediated signal transduction. The transcript is spliced from 3 exons. The coding region runs from base 174 to 749 and encodes 191 amino acids.
UUCGUCAUUCGCACGCAUACUUACUAUUGCCUGGAGAGAACGAAACGAAACACACAAAAGAAAAAUAAUAGUUUUCUACACGAAUUGACGCCCAUCCCAGACAAAAAAAAACUUAUUUAUUGUUAACUGUUACAUUUACAAAUCAGUUAGUUUUUGUUCGAAGUGAUUCCGUUAUGCAGACCAUCAAGUGUGUGGUUGUCGGAGAUGGCGCCGUGGGAAAGACGUGCCUGCUGAUAUCGUACACAACCAACAAAUUUCCAUCGGAGUAUGUGCCAACUGUAUUUGAUAAUUAUGCGGUGACAGUGAUGAUUGGCGGCGAGCCGUACACACUGGGAUUGUUCGACACGGCCGGUCAGGAGGAUUACGAUAGACUGCGUCCAUUGUCCUAUCCACAGACGGAUGUGUUCCUCGUGUGCUUCUCGGUGGUCAGUCCCAGUUCGUUUGAGAACGUCAAGGAGAAGUGGGUGCCCGAGAUAACGCACCAUUGUCAGAAGACGCCAUUUUUGCUGGUUGGCACACAGAUCGAUUUGCGCGAUGAGACAAGCACACUGGAGAAGCUGGCCAAGAAUAAGCAAAAGCCCAUCACAUCGGAGCAGGGAGAGAAGCUGGCCAAAGAGCUGAAGGCGGUCAAAUAUGUGGAGUGCUCGGCUCUCACACAGAAGGGCCUGAAAAAUGUUUUCGAUGAGGCCAUAUUGGCAGCACUGGAGCCGCCAGAGCCAUCCAAGAAGAGGAAAUGCAAAUUCCUUUAAUUUUGUGUGUGUGUCUAUAUUUUUUUUUUAUUUUUGUUGUUUUCUCGCUUGUGUCUCUACAAAACCCCACUUCGCCUUCCUUCUAAUCAAGCGCGUACCAUAUGUACAAAUGUACACGUAUAUAGGCAUAUGUAUAUGUAUGUAUGUUGAAAUUAAUUAAUGAACUAUAUCCUUUGCUAUCUACGCUAUCUCUCUCUCUUUCUCUUUCGCUCUUUCUCGCUUUAGCUGCCCCAGUCAAAAAGUCUCUCUCCAAUUCUAUAUCUAUAAAUCUUUCUCCCUCGCUCGCUUGUAGUUAAAAGGAGUCUUAAGUCAGCAAGUAGCGCCUUCAAUAUAUAUUUUUUUUUAACUUGUCCGAGCCCCGAAUUGAAUGAAGCGUGGAUCAAAAUCAAAACAAAAAUCCGAAGAAACACAGCCUUCUACUUUUAUUUAUUGGCGCAAUUUUUUAAUGAGUUA